Trypanosoma theileri is the source of this 2106-nucleotide messenger RNA. RefSeq lists its product as uncharacterized. The record is from RefSeq and is a predicted model, not a curated record. The transcript has a single exon. NCBI's taxonomy places the organism in Eukaryota, Euglenozoa, Kinetoplastea, Trypanosomatida, Trypanosomatidae. Bases 1 to 2106 code for a protein of 701 amino acids.
AUGACUUCAGUGGCGGAGUUGCAGGAGGCGAUUCGCGAGGCGGAGCGGCAACAUCGCGAGGCGAUGGAGGCGUUGGGCCGGCAGCGCGAGACACUAAAGAGUGUUCUCGAAGACCAAAAACAAAUGUUUCAGGAACUCGUCACCCGCGUAACGAAACUACGCAUGGCCCGCGGUGAAUCUCUCGCAGCCAAUAAUAAUAAUAAUAAUAAUAAUAAUAAUAAUAAUAAUAAUAAUAAUAAUAAUAAUAUUAACAACGCGAUUACAUUCAACACGGGCAGUGCAGUGGUGGAUGCGAUUCUCGGCGAUGUGCAGGCGAAGAGAAAGGCGGCCACACUGACGGGGGACACACUGCUGGAUCGAUUGAGUACAGCCGCCACGCAGGCCGUCACGCCGUCGUCAGGGAAAAAGUCAACAGGACUCUCACACAAUAGUGUGAUUUCCCGCAGCACAGGUAUUGUCUUUGUAAUGCGAAAUGAGAUUCGUGGUAUGCAGCCAUGGAUGCAGAAACACUACAAGAAGUGUAAUGUAUGCAAUGCAAGACGAAAGAGUUUACAACCAUGGGAUCAAGUGGAUGAAAAGGCGAUUGGUAUGGCAGCAGCACCGAACCUUCGACAUAUUCCUGGAAAAAGUUUUCAGUCUUUAUCUCUUCGAUUUUUGAAAUUACAACACCAAGGACGUCUCUUAGAUGUACUUCGUUUUUCUUUGGUUAUGGAUAUGAAAAGUACAACUGGAGGUAAGAUAACGAAUCAAGAAGAUAUUCGAGGGAAACUAGAAGAGGUUAUUACAAAGUGGGCUAAAAAAUUGAUUAAUACAGCAAAAGAAGCUGUUAAAGAUGCACCUUGGAAUAAAAAAGAAACUGAAAAUUUAUUUGUCGCCGGUGCAGUAGAUAUGUUUUUACACUCCUUAGAUGUACGUGUAAAGGUAUCCAUAGCCCCAUCAGCUGAAGUACACAGUAUUAAGGAGAAUUGUACUCCGUUUGUCGUUGAUUUUACAAUUACUACACCAACACAUAUUCCUAUUAUUGAUCCAUUUAUUGAUUUGUUAAGUAAUGCUGAUCAACGUGCCUAUAUUUUUAAACAUAUUGUAGAACCUUUAGCCCGAAGUUUGGGUGAGUUUAUUGGAAUGCCAGAUAUGGUUUUAAGAUAUACAAAAAUAGGUAACAAUGCAUUUGAUGCCUUAUACCGCAUGGCUCAAUGUGAUGGAAUGGUAAAUAAUGCACAAAAAAGUGCUUCCUUAAGUUCUUCAAAUUCCAUAUUUCCAGAGGGAACAAUGAUGAAGGUACGCAAUAUCCUGUAUGCAUUGGCCGUAUUUGAUACUAGAGUGGAAAUUGAUUGUGCUAUCCCACAUGUGAAUGAUGUGACAGACAUUGAUUCUGCUAAAGAAGGUGCUCUCUCUAUUGCGCAGAGUUUUCUACAACUUCUUGUACCACCUAGACCUGUUAAAGUGCCUUUUGUCAAUGAUCCAAUGAGUGUGGAUCUUGUUGUUCAGCUGAAACGAGCCCCAACGAGUUUAUUGCAAAUACUUAACAGUGCUUUUAGUAGUAAUAAACGUUUGCCAUCCACAUCACGUGUGGGAGUUGUGGAUUUUCUGGCCUCACCCAAGGCUAAAGUACGUUAUGCACUUAAGAUUUUCUCUGAGAUUGUGGUGGAUAUUUAUAGGCCGUACGCACCAGAUAUAGGUGUAGUAAUAGCGGAGGAAAAUGGAAAGAAUGGAAACCCCAAAGCUUCUGGUUGUAUUCCUGUUGCCGAUAUGCCUCGUGAUAUUGUACGUGCUAAUAUAGCAGUAGCUGAACAAGCCGAAUGUGCCUUAAAUAAACUCCGCGAGUUAAGACAUGAACGUGCACAACAACAGGUUAAGAAUAUAUCGAGUGCCACAGAAUUAGAACGAGAUGUAGAAAAGAUUAUGCAUCGUGUGGUGGAACAAGUGCAGAGUGAUUCCUUGUACACGGAACUCAUGAAAGAUCUUCAAAAUCUUCACGUGGAGGUUGAGGAGGUUUUACGGGCAAGUAUUGAUAUUUGGCUUCCAUUUGGUUUUGAUUUUACUAAUAUGAUGAACGAAAACAAUGAACUUCUGUACGCUCGUUUCGAAGGUCGUCGUCACGCUUGA